ACACUAACUGGAAGAGCAAUGACUGUGUAGUGCUAGCAGCUGCCCCUGGAAGCACCGCUCCAUUUUCUUGUUCUCUUCUACGUGUAUGUUCACAUGUUACUUUGGAGUGUCUUUUUUCUGCAGAUGUAGGAGUUGUCCUAGCAUUUGCAUUUGGAGAAGGAACAGAAUGUGUGAUCUGGUAGCGUAGAGAUCUCAGCCUUGGAACACCAGUAAGCAUCAGGGAUGGUGACAGGCAGCCACUUGGAUUGCAAAGUUUGGAUGUGUAACUUUCUGCUCAUCACCACCCAACCAAGGGUUUAAACAUCAACUUGGGAGGAACGAGAAUUUAUGUUUCUUGUGCAACCAGGUAUUUUGAAAUGCUUGGGGUGUGUGAGUGACUCUUCUAGCCCCUAUUUAUGGACCCUACACCGAGACCUGAACGCAUUGCAUCCUUGUCUUUUGGCUCAAUAAAAGGCUUCACUCUAUGGCAUUACCAGAAGGAAAACCACAUGCCUUGGCCAAGGCUGUGGAGACCCUCAGCAAAGGACAUGAUGUACGCAAAGAAACAGAGCUUCUCAUGAAACCCUAUGCCAACUGGGAAGAGUUUCUCAUGCCGGCCCCCAUUUCUAUUGCUAUCUUAGGAGAGCUGAUCUUCAUCUCAACAGGGCAGGGCGAUUUCUCCAUCAACAUGCUUCCCCCUGAUGGAGGCUUCCAGCAUCUCAAGUACCCAGAAUCCUUCAAGGCCUCUUUGUGCCAAGUGAGCAAUCGAGGUUGGACCGCCUUCAAUGAGGCCCAUGUCAACAUGGACCAAAUCAGGCUGCUUGCAAAUGGCAUUCCGGAACAGAUGAAAAACAUUGUACGGACUCUCAUCCAGGAGGCUGAGGUGGUCACAGCCUUGCUUCCUAACCAGCUAAAGAACCUCCAGACUGUGACAGAGCAGUGUGGUGGACUGGCCAAGGCUGUGAGGGCCAAGUUCAUUGAUGUGAUCAACCUCAUCCAGGAACUCCUUGAGGCUUGCCUCAAUGCCAAACAGGGCUAUGAGAAGGAGUUGGAGGAAGUGCAGACAGCUCUGGAGCAAGCUAAGAUCCGAGAAAAGUCAGCCAAGGAAGCUAAAGAGAUGGCUGAACGGUACCACCAACAGAUGAAGGAGCAAGUAGAGGAGUCCUUCCAACAGUAUAAAGAAGCCAUGGAAUCUAUCCCCACAGGUUGGGAUGCAGUGGGAAUGGAGCUGGUCACCACCCUCACCCAGACCCUUGGUACUUUCUCCGUUGAGUUUACGCGGAUGCUGGCAGGGAAGCAGGGGAGUCUUGGAGAAGUUGCUUGUGUGGGCAGUGGGGAAGGACUAUCAGGGAUAUUUCCAUUUAUCUCAGCUAGUGUCAUAUGCUCCAAGUCUUCUGAGCUUUUAACCUUUGCUACCGGCUUGAAGAACCUCUUGGAUGAACAUGGAGGUCUUAAGGCCUCAAUGAUUCUCGAUGAGAAGAGUGGGGAGGUCAAAACGGAGUGGGUGAAGAAGAACCUACAGAGGCUGAGAGACUCCAUUGAAAAAGAGGAAGGGUGUGACCCCAAAGUAAAAGCUCAGGAGAUUUGUCAAAGUGGCUUGGAUAUUUGCCAACAGUUGGAGAAGGUGGCCUUGUCAGUGGGUGGCAUUGGAGCUGUGGGGAAGAGUUUGCUGGAUGGGAUACACCAACUCCAUAAGAAGGCCUCAGAGUUUGAUACCUAUAGCAAGACUUAUACCCGGUCUCCAGCUUUUUCCCCCAAGCCGCCCAAUGUGUCCAAGAUGACGGAAGCAACAGGCUCGGGGGUGGAAAAUGCUCGUCUCAAGGCACAACAGAGCCGGGAGGCCCUGAAGGCCACAAGGGAGGAGUAUCAGAGGAGCUUUGAGAACUUCAAGAAGCAGAACGAGGAACUGACAGAGAUCCUCUGCACCAUGAGAGGUUAUCAAGUUAAGGAGGUGGAUUUCGACACGGCCAGAAAAAUGCUCAUAAGGGGACUGGAAGCCCUUGGUCGUGUGAAGGAGCAGUGGGAGAAGAUGGUGAGGUUUUUCCAAAUGAUCUCCAACUUAAUUGAGUCCUGUUUGGUCUGGAGUGUGAAAGAAUUUGCUGAUACAGUGGAUGGUGCCCAGAAGAUCUCCAGCUACUCAUCCAAAGCUUUCACAGCUGAUCUGGUUUAUGGGCAUGUUUUUAAUGCCUCCAGCCUGGCCCAGCUGGUGGCCAUGAUUUCUGAGACUUACACUCUAGUGUCAGAGAAGUACCUGAUGGAGCGUGUGAGUAGCCUAGGUCGCCUCCUUGCCAUGGAAGCUGACCAGCCAAGCUUGGCUUCUGAACGAACCACCUUAGCUGAAGGCUGUGAUGCUGCCCGGAAAGCAGUGAAAGAGCUGGUGUUGGAGAAGAAGGCAGAGUUUGAGAGAGGGCUGGAGGCCAGGGCACAGGCCAUUGAAAGGGAGAUCAGAGCAGUGCUGCCUGCAAACGGGGAUGCUGAGCCACACCUGAGAGAGCUCAGCCUGGAGGAGGAAAGCAAGUUUAUGUAAGCUGUAAACAAAUGGCCCCAAACUAUGUGUGUGUUCUCCUGGAAAGUGGAGGGAGGUGGGAUUACAAUCAGGAGAAUGCUGGCAAUUAACUCAUAGCUCAAAGGGCCUGGUUCAUCCUGUUGCAAGUGUCAAAGACAUACCUUCAGUCUGUAUGUUAAUUAAAGCAACAAUAAACACGCAAGAA
This is a messenger RNA of Rhineura floridana, 2690 nucleotides long. RefSeq lists its product as uncharacterized. The transcript has 3 exons. NCBI's taxonomy places the organism in Eukaryota, Metazoa, Chordata, Lepidosauria, Squamata, Rhineuridae. The record is from RefSeq and is a predicted model, not a curated record. Bases 464 to 2506 code for a protein of 680 amino acids.